This is a messenger RNA of Trematomus bernacchii (emerald rockcod), 2563 nucleotides long. RefSeq names its product ornithine decarboxylase antizyme 2a (gene oaz2a). Gene Ontology annotation, molecular function: ornithine decarboxylase inhibitor activity. Gene Ontology annotation, biological process: positive regulation of protein catabolic process. NCBI's taxonomy places the organism in Eukaryota, Metazoa, Chordata, Actinopteri, Perciformes, Nototheniidae. Gene Ontology annotation, cellular component: cytoplasm; nucleus. The record is from RefSeq and is a predicted model, not a curated record.
CGCAGACUUGCUGCUGCAGCAGAGCGGUGUGUUAACUUGACCUUCAUAACAGCGCUAGAAACAUCCACUUUCUACAAGGCUUUACUUCAUUUACGAAUGGUGAACUAUUCUGUCGAGUUUUUAUCGAACAGUAAUAUUUUUAGUUGUCAAAAAGGACCGAAAGACCCGUGUUUCCUCGAAGCUAUCAUGCUGAACACAGAGGAAAGUUCCUGGUUAUCGGGGUCUCGGCUUUCCAGCUCAAUCCCUCAGUCUCCGGGGCCUCAGUGGUGCUCCGAUGCCCCUCACCCACAAUUAAAGAUCCCGGGUGGGCGAGGGACUGCGAGGGAUCACUCCGUCGGCGUGCAGCUCCACAAGGAUGAGAAGUUGACAGUAACACAGGCCACUGCAGCGAGUGGGACCCCCUCUUUUCUACGCUUCCAGUACCAGCUGAAUGAGCGCCGCUCGGCCUCCUGGGAUACGUUUCUAUCGAGAGACAGCCUCUUCCUGGAGGUCCCUGCCGGGGCGCUGGUGGACGGCAGCAAAGAGGGGCUAACUGCUCUGCUUGAGUUUGUGGAGGAGAAGCUGAAAGUUAACUACGUGUUCCUGUGGUUCCAUAAAAAGAGAGAGGAUCGAUCGACCAUCUUCAGGACGUUCAACUUCAUGGGCUUUGAGAUGGUGAAGCCGGGACACCCCAUGGUACCGGCCCGGCCCGAUCUCGCCUUCAUGGUUUACUCUCUGGACAACAGCAGCUCAGACGAGGAGUGACUGUCGCCGUGACAACUCCCUCUCCCACCCUGUACCCCCCCCACCCCCCCCCCCCCCCCCCCCCCCCCAGAAACACACCUUCUGCCUCUUUUCUCCUUUCAAUCUGACACAAACCUCCCAAAGAAUCACUUGGACGAGGGUGUUACCUUUUUUUUUUUUUGUAUAGACUUGUGAUUUAAGGGGGAUUGGGAUUUUCUAUGUGACGCAGACUCCUCCCCCUCCUCCUCCUCAUCCUCCCCCUCCUCCUCCCUCCCAGAGGAGAUCUGCUGAUUGGAUUCACAGGGAGCGACAGAUUGAACUAUUUUGGGAUUUGGGCUAUUUCUUUAUUUUUCCCGCCGUGUGGCUCCUCUCUUGGCCACGUUAUAUAUUUUCGCGCUGCCAUCAAGAAAACAGUUUGGUAUUCAGGAGAAGGCGGUGUUUUACAUUAAAAUUCAGCAUAUCUCUCCUGACGGCUUCCGUUUUGAUGAGAAAAGAGACUUUGUGUGCGCUAUAUCAUGCAAGCUGUGUUUGGUAGGGAUACAAAGAGGGAAUGAUGUGUAUGGUAUGUUCAAUAAAAUGUUGUUUCACUUUAUAAAAAAGAUGGGUGAUAGCCUGAUUUGAUGCAUUUGACAUUAUAGCCCAUGUAAGCAUUAUUCUACUCUUCCUCCUGACUCAUCAUCAUUCCAGCACUUUUCAAGCUCUGUAGCCACAAACGUGGAGAAACCCUGUUAUUCUAAAGGUGUAAAAAGCAGCCUGUUAGUUGAGAUGUCACACCAGGCUGGCUGUCAGCUCGUGGAGGUCAACCACCUUCCUCCUCUUCCUCCAGAGCGGCCUCACUGUGGUUUCUCCUUCACACGUCACACACAGAAACCACUGCUUCGAGUUAUUAUGUUUUUCUUCAAAGACUGUCAUCUUAAUAAUUGUUGGUGUAAGAGGGUCCGGUUUAAAGAGAAGCUCCACUUUGCAUUUAAAUGUACACAUAAUGUUUUAAUCCUGUGCAGCCCCAGCUUGUUGCCUCGUGUGUUUUCAUUACGUCACAUUCAGAGUUAAGCAUCGGCUGUAUGAAUCUGGAUGGGAAAAAAUCACGUUAAGAAAGGUUUUUCAAGCUGCGACUUAAUUUCUUAUCGAUGUAGUGAAAGCAGGAAUUACAUACAAGUUCUUUAUGUUCUGUACAACACACAAAACAUGUUAUUUUAUGUAGAAAUAUCAAUUUAGGAUCCAUGAAGACACACGGGGGCUUCCUUCAGAGAGUAGAGUCAAACCAGUCGGACGCUCGAUUGAAACAAGUGCAAUGUUCAUAUUUUAUACUUCAGAGUCUUAUUGAGGAAUGUGUCUAUUUUCCAUAUUUCAUCCCAUGCUGAUUCAGACCCGCGCUAUAAUGUGAGGAAAGGAGCUCAUUGUAGAGGUACAACAGAAGCAGGUGAAUACCAUAUAUGCAAUAAGAGUACAAAUAAAAAACGCCAAAGAAUCCACCCCGUCUGUAAAAAGCUGGUUCAAUAGUCAGCUGAUGUAAGCCUAUGGUAUGUAAAGCAAUAUUAACGUACAUUCCCCAUGCCUCAGAGUAGUCUCUUCCAUAUUGGUGUUAGGAUGGGGGUUAUUCUUCUGCAUGUCUUCAGUUCAUACGAGUCUUCAUCGCUACUGAUUGAGCCCCUGACUAUAAGCUGUUAGGAAAUGUCAAUAAAUGAAUUUUCUCAGAGGUAUAUUUUUAUGUAUGUAUAUUUUACUGUGAUAGAUUAGGGAUUUGUUUUGUGUCCUCAGUGACCAUUUAAUGACAAUCCACUCUUGUAUACUCUGGAUUUCUUUGUCUUGGGGGGAAAAACAAUAAAAAUGGUUAUCUUAA